ACAGAUUUUAUUGAUAUCAAGCAUGAGUGCAAGUAAACAUUGAUCACUUUUAGUUGAUAUUUUGCAAGCUCUGUGAUCUUAGUUUGAAAUAAGUUCUGCACGACCUACCAUCUACUAUGACAUUGCACCGAAGACUAACGUUUUUUGUGGGUUUAGAGCAAACAAAAAAUGAGAAAUAAAGGAAGAAGGACAAUCACUAAUUGUGCCCAUAAAACAAACAUAUGGUAAUUUAGUCUUGACUUAGUAAUUGCUUACGUGUUGUUAAGAGAUCGUGUACCAUGUGAUAAGUAAUCAAAUACAAUUACAUAUAGUAAUCGCAUAACAUGUGAUGUGCGAUCAAUUUUCAUGUUGAGCUAUGAGAUUACUUGAUGUUGAACAUAACGUUAGGUACAUGAUCGCUAGCAUGCAAUAUAGUGAUCACUUUUCACAGGAAUGUGAUCAUUGACAUCUAUUUAGCAAUCACUACGCACAAACACAUUGGUACACGAUCUUUCAUCUAUGGUUAGUAAUUGAGUUAACUCUUAGUUGUAUGUGAUUGUUAAGUCUAUGACUAAAUAUACCCUUUGAUCAUUUUAUGAUUAAAGAUGAAUGACUGUCCUCUUUCUUUAUACCUUAUUUUUCGCCUCUGCUCUAAACCCUAAACCAAAAUUUGUACACAAAGUAAGUAAAAAUAAUCAAUGUCUACUUUUUUUUCACAAUUAAUACCAAUGCAAUAGCAUUGAGUGGUGAAUGGUAGAAUAGUGGUUGUUGAAGAGGAAGAAGAAAGAAAGGCAUAGGAGAUAGUGAGAGUGAUGCCUUUAAUUUUGAGGGCAAAUUUGGUAUUUCAAAACAUAUUUUCUACAAAAAGAAUAUGUCAAUUUAUAAUGUGUUUUGACUCAAUUGUUUAAUUUAAAAAAUACGUCAUUUUAAAAAAAAAAAUAAUAAAACAAUUAAAAGUUAUUCAAGAUAAUUUUAAAAUUUAUUUAUUGAAAAAAUUUAAAUAAAAAUAAAGUUUUUAGAGAUAUUUUCAAAAUAAAAAAUAUUAAAUAUAAGAAAAUAGAGUAAUUAAAACCUACUCAAAAUCCAUCAAACUUACAAUUUUCCUAUGUUCUUUAUUUAAAACACUGCUCAUAAAACAUUAGAUUAAAUAUAGAAAAAGGUUAUAUUAAAAAUUCAACUUUAUUUUAAUAUUUUUUAUAGAAACUAAUUUAAAACACACCUCAAACAUUAUUUUUGAAAACAUUUACAUUUAAAUUUUAUUCAAAAUAAUUUUUUUUUUACAAUAUUUCAAAUUUUAUUUCCAACACAUACUUAAUAAAUUAAUGCAGUCGAUCUUAGAAUUUCAUUUUUUUAUUUUGGCCGGUUUUAAACUAAAAAAAAAAAGACAUUUUGUCUAAAUCCUAAUGGAUUAUCGGAGAGACACGAAGCCAACGAGUCAUCUCAAGGAGACGUACCUGUCGCGAUAACUCAGCGGCUUCUCUUCUUCGUGUCAUCAUAUUCGCCUAAUACACCAAUUCCAAAACCCAAUCCGUCGUCUCCAAUAUUAAUUACGAGAUACAGAGAUCGUGCUUGAGUGAAGGGAAUCAACAAUGGCGAAGAGCAAAGACGAUAUAACAUACGGUGCUGCUCAAGCUAAAUUAUCCGAAGACGAAGCCCUAAGAGUCGCCUACAAGCACGGUACGCCGCUUGAAUCUGGGAAAAUUUCGGACUCCGAUACUGUCGAUCUUUUUUCCAGUGCACACAAAAUUGCUGGAGAUACUUCUGGCGCUCAUUCUUCCGCGGCCGCUGCUCAAUCGAUUUCAUCCAAUCAGGUGCAUCGCGGUGGCGAUGCUAAUGAUGAAGAAGCUGGAACGGGAUGUGAUACUGCCGAUCCUUCCGCCGGGCGCCGGUUCGGUUGAAUCGGAGCGGCGAGAUGAAUGCCCCUGUUUGCGCUAGCUUAAGGACUCACUACUCUUUUAGGUUUAGCAGGCAGAAGUAAUAAGUUUGUACUUUGUAAGGAUAUACGUUGGAGAAUUUAUAUGAAUUCCGUUAGGAUAGAAACUCAAGUUAGUGAUUUUUGCCAAACUCUUCUUCAUUAGUGUGUUCUUUCAAGUUUCCACAUUUCUUCAUAAA
This is a messenger RNA of Cucumis melo (muskmelon), 2091 nucleotides long. RefSeq names its product SEED MATURATION PROTEIN 1. The transcript has a single exon. The coding region runs from base 1569 to 1877 and encodes 102 amino acids. Lineage: Eukaryota; Viridiplantae; Streptophyta; Magnoliopsida; Cucurbitales; Cucurbitaceae. Gene Ontology annotation, biological process: seed dormancy process. The record is from RefSeq and is a predicted model, not a curated record.